This is a messenger RNA of Dromiciops gliroides (monito del monte), 5440 nucleotides long. It is a transcript of the gene TBC1D9B, whose product is annotated as TBC1 domain family member 9B. The transcript is spliced from 22 exons. The record is from RefSeq and is a predicted model, not a curated record. Gene Ontology annotation, molecular function: calcium ion binding. The coding region runs from base 142 to 3903 and encodes 1253 amino acids. NCBI's taxonomy places the organism in Eukaryota, Metazoa, Chordata, Mammalia, Microbiotheria, Microbiotheriidae.
CUCGCUUUUCGUCGCGCUCGCUCCCGCGCUCUUUCCUGUGCUCCCGCCCGCUUCGCUUCCGCUUUUCCGGGGAGCUGGGCCCGGCCCGAACCCGACUGCUCCUGCAGCUUCGGGGAGUCCGGGGGGCUCCGGGCCCACAGGAUGUGGCUGAGCCCGGAGGAGGUGCUGGUGGCGAAUGCGCUGUGGGUGACAGAGCGCGCCAAUCCCUUCUUCCUGCUGCAGCGGCGCCGCGGCCACGGCAAGGGAGGCGGCCUCACGGGUCUUCUUGUGGGUACCCUGGAUGUUGUCUUGGAUUCCAGUGCCAGAGUUGCCCCGUAUCGAAUCCUUCACCAGACUCAGGACUCUCAGAUCUAUUGGGCCGUCGCCUGUGGUUCUUCCCGUAAGGAAAUCACAAAACAUUGGGAAUGGCUGGAAAAUAACUUGCUGCAGACAUUGUCCAUCUUUGAGAAUGAAGAAGACAUCACUACCUUCGUCAAGGGCAAGAUACAUGGCAUCAUUGCUGAAGAAAACAAGAACCUGCAGCCUCAGGGAGAUGAGGAUCCAGGAAAAUUUAAAGAGGCAGAACUCAAGAUGAGGAAACAGUUUGGAAUGCCUGAAGGGGAGAAGCUGGUCAAUUACUAUUCCUGCAGCUACUGGAAGGGACGGGUGCCCAGGCAGGGAUGGUUGUACCUGACUGUCAACCACCUUUGUUUCUACUCCUUCCUUUUGGGCAAAGAAGUAACCUUGGUGGUCCAGUGGGUGGAUGUAACCGAGCUGGAGAAGAAUGCCACCCUGCUAUUCCCUGAGUGCAUCAAAGUUAACACCAGGGACAAGGAGCUGUACUUCUCCAUGUUCCUCAACAUCAACGAGACCUUCAAGCUUAUGGAGCAAUUGGCCAAUAUUGCCAUGCGACAACUACUGGACAAUGAAGGCUUCCUGGAGGACAAGUCCCUCCCCAAGCCUGUUAGGCCUCUUAAAAACAUCUCUGCUUUAAAAAGAGAUCUGGAUGCCAGGGCCAAAAAUGAAUGCUACAGGGCAAUGUUCCGAUUGCCAAAGGAUGAACGGCUGGAUGGACACACUGACUGUACCUUGUGGACCCCAUUCAAUAAGAUGCAUAUCCCUGGCCAGAUGUUCAUCUCCAACAAUUAUAUUUGCUUUGCCAGCAAAGAAGAGGAGGCAUGUUAUCUCAUAAUACCACUGAGAGAGGUGACAGUGGUUGAAAAAGCUGACAGCUCCAGCGUGUUACCAAGCCCACUGUCUAUUAGCACCAAAAGUAAAAUGACCUUCUUGUUUGCCAAUCUGAAGGACCGAGAUUUUUUAGUCCAGAGAAUCUCAGAUUUCCUUCAGAAAACAUCAGCAAAGAAGCCACGUGCUAGCAGCAGAGAGAAAGCCGGGGUCCCAGACCCAGCACAAGGCCAGGAGAACAGUGAUCUGCCUGCCAGCCCGUCCUCCAACCUCAGCAGUCAGCUGACCUCCUUCUUGGAGGAGGCUCCAACUGCUUCUCAUGGACUUCUCAAACUUUUUCAAAAAAACUCAUCCACAGAGUUUCUUGGACCCAAGGGGGCAAAGGAGAAGAUGAAGGAAGAAUCUUGGAAUAUUCACUUCUUUGAAUAUGGACGUGGCAUGUGCAUGUAUCGUACAGCAAAGACCCGGGAGCUGGUCUUAAAGGGUAUCCCUGAGAGCCUCCGUGGAGAACUCUGGCUCCUGUUCUCAGGUGCCUGGAAUGAAAUGGUGACCCAUCCCGGAUACUAUGCUGACCUGGUGGAGAAAUCCAUGGGCAAGCAAAGUCUUGCAGCUGAAGAAAUCGAAAGAGAUCUGCACCGUUCCAUGCCUGAGCAUCCAGCCUUCCAGAAUGCAAUGGGCAUCGCUGCCCUCCGGCGAGUGCUGACGGCAUAUGCCUUCCGAAACCCAACGAUUGGAUACUGCCAGGCUAUGAACAUUGUGACGUCAGUGCUGCUUCUGUACGGCAAUGAGGAAGAGGCUUUCUGGCUGCUGGUGGCGCUCUGUGAGCGGAUGCUGCCUGACUACUACAACACCAGGGUGGUAGGUGCACUUGUGGACCAAGGCAUCUUUGAAGAGCUUACCCGGGAAUUCUUGCCUCAGCUCUCGGAGAAGAUGCAGGACCUAGGGGUUAUUUCCACCAUCUCCCUAUCCUGGUUUCUUACUCUCUUCCUCAGUGUCAUGCCCUUUGAAAGUGCUGUGGUCAUUGUUGACUGUUUCUUCUACGAGGGCAUCAAGCUCAUUUUGCAGGUCUCCUUGGCCAUCCUGGAUGCCAACAUGGAGCAGCUGUUGAAUUGCAGUGAUGAAGGUGAAGCCAUGACAGUUCUGGGCAGAUACCUGGAUAAUGUGGUGAAUAAGCAAAGUGUUUCUCCCCCUAUCCCACACCUACAUGCCUUACUCACCAGUGGGGAUGAGCCUCCUCCUGAGAUUGAUAUUUUUGAACUCUUGAAAACAUCCUAUGAGAAAUUUAGCAGUUUAAGAGGGGAUGACAUCGAACAGAUGCGGUUUAAGCAAAGACUAAAAGUCAUCCAGUCCUUGGAGGACACAGCCAAAAGGAGUGUGGUCCGAGCUAUAUCUAGUGACAUUGGCUUUUCCAUGGAAGAGUUAGAAGAACUUUACAUGUUGUUUAAGGCCAAAUACCUGAUGAGCUGUUACUGGGGAAAUAACCGCAUGGCAGCCAUCCGCAGGGACCAGAGCCUCCCCUAUCUGGAGCAGUACAGAAUUGAUGGGAACCAGUUCAGGGAGCUAUUUGUCAGCUUGACCCCCUGGGCCUGUGGCUCUCACACCCCAGUGCUGGCCGGACGGAUGUUCAGACUUCUGGAUGAAAACAAGGACUCUCUCAUCAACUUCAAGGAGUUUGUGACUGGGAUGAGUGGGAUGUAUCAUGGGGACCUGACAGAGAAGCUCAAAGUUCUCUACAAGCUGCACCUUCCACCAGCCCUGAGCACAGAGGAAGCAGAGUCAGCUCUGGAGGCGGCACACUACUUCCCAGAAGACCUCUCUGCAGAAGUAUCUCCUUUUGUCUCAGACCUGGAUCUCUUCCUGCACUGUGAGACUCCAGAAGCAGCAUCUCCUGAGGAGAAAGAAGGAAGUAGAAAUGGAGACUUCAAAGAUAAAAGAGAAGAGAAGGGAGCCAACUCCCCAGACUAUAGGUACUAUCUUCAAAUGUGGGCCAGCGAGAAAGAGUCCAAGAAAGAAACUAUUAAGGACCUUCCCAAAAUGAGCCAGGAGCAAUUUAUUGAAUUGUGCAAGACCCUUUAUAAUAUGUUCAGCGAGGAUCCGGUAGAACAGGAGCUCUAUCAUGCCAUCGCCACUGUGGCCAGCCUCCUUCUCCGAAUUGGAGAAGUUGGCAAGAAAUUCUCCAGCCGGCCCCAGAAAAAGCCAGAGGGCACCUCAGCCAGCAAUGAACAGGACUUGACAAGUGAGGAAGAGUCUCUCCCAUCAGAACACAGGCAGAGCUCCACUGGGGAGCAGCAUUCCCCUGUGGACCCAGAACAUAAAGCUGGGGGAGACAUGCAGUCUGGAAAGAUGCUGCGGGAGAACCAGCUUGUAAGUGAGGAGGGGCGAGGAGAAGGGCAGGGCUCUCCCUCCCAGCUGUUGUCAGAUGAUGAAACCAAAGACGACAUGUCUAUGUCUUCCUAUUCCAUGGUGAGCACCAGCUCCUUGCAGUGUGAAGACAUUGCUGAUGAUACCGUGCUGGUGGGGUGUGAAGCAGGCAGUCCAGCCUCCAGGUAUGGCAGCACCAUUGAUACGGAUUGGUCCAUAUCCUUCGAGCAGAUCUUGGCUUCCAUACUUACAGAGACUGCGCUGGUGAACUUCUUUGAAAAAAAGGUGGAUGUUGGCCUGAAGAUCAAGGAUCAGAAGAAGAUGGAAAGGCAGUUCAGCUCAUCCAGUGACUAUGAACUCUCCUCCAUUUCAGGCUGACCCUCAUGGGAAUGAACAGUAAGGGUUUAGAAGGUAAAUUGGGUGAGAAUUGGUCCAUUUGUGGCACAAGAUGGGAGAAUUUUUUUUAAAUUUUAACAGACAAGCCCAAAAUUCUCUACAACACUCAGUGACAGGCAUAAUUGAAAAGGAAGGGCUUUUCCCAAGUGGCUGAUGAACAUAGACACCUUGCUUCUCUGGCCAAAAUUAUUUGGGGCCCAGAGGAACAAAACUGUUGUAAUCUUAAUGCUAGCAGAAACUCCUGCUGCCAAGGCUCAGAGAACCACACAGUAAAUUAUGCAUGUCUGCCUCUGCUUGUAUAAUUUUCAGGAGUCAUUAUUAAAGCAGUGUUUGUUUGGGGUGCAGCUGCCCUCUCCAUACCCUGCCUUCACAGGUUCCUGGGUGAUUUUGCACAAAGGACGUAGCUUAGUGGGAAACCGUCUCCUCCCUGCCCCUUUGGCCACCUGCCUCUAAGCUACCACACCGUAUAAAUGCCACAGGGCACUGGCCUCCAAAGGCCAACUCCCAGGACCACUGCCGUAACGCAGCAAGCCUGCUCUGGUUCAUUUGUCCCUAUGCUACAGGUUACCGGUUCAGUCUUCAGUUCCUGGUUUCAGUGACCUACAGGUACAGCUCUGGUUGGGCUGUCACUUAGCCUUUUGCCAGGAGAUAGGUUUUGGUUUUAACUCUUCGUAUGUGAGUUAGGUGCUAAAAUCAUCCAUCCCUUCAGGUUGCUCUGUAGAGAGGGCAGAGCUCACUGAGGUUGAAACCUGAGGGAAGGUAGAGAGGAGUUUCUUAAAAGUAGGCCUCCGAACUGGCAGGAGGGGCAGACGUAAUUCCUGCUGCUUUCAUCAUUAUCUAUUUCAUUUCUUUCACUAUUAACAUUUAAAAGAGCACCAGAUGUUUCUUGUUUUAUCUUCUUUUAGUCAUUUAAAUUUGCUUAAAAGUGAAUCACUGUUCAGUGCCUACCUUAUAACAUGCCCUGAAAGGAGAGUGCUGCCCCUCCCAGUAUGUGGUAUGAAAGCCCAGAGCCAGCACGCUUCAGCAGCUUCCAGAGCGAAGCCUGCUGCAGAAGGAACCCCUGCCCUGUAGGCCCCUCUAGGGGAGAGGGGAGUUCUGCAGACAGCUGAAAUGGGUUCAGGAAGAGCUGUGUCAUUCCAGCCCACACAGGCUCCUCCCAAGCUCGUCCGUGACUAAGAAAGACCUGGUGCUCUUCCUCACCUGGAAGAAAGAGACAGACAACGAAAUUCCGGUUCUUCUUCCUAUAGAGCCAGGCGUGGAGAGGGAGGGAGGGAGGGAGGGAAGGGUCUGGCUCUGAUUUAACCCACUACAGAAGGUCUUGUGUGAGGAAGUUUUGGAAGGCAGGAAUAAAGUCUUCAGUGUAGGGCCCUCCAUGGCCUUUCCCCAAGACGGAUGCCACCCCAGAUGUCCUUGGCUUCUUCCUUCUGCCUCCUCAGCUAUGGCCAGAAAUCCUCCUGCUUUUUACUAAAUGUUGUAACUUAUUGUAAUUGAUUUUAAAAUAAAAAUACUCUACAUGGUC